This is a messenger RNA of Sorex fumeus (smoky shrew), 499 nucleotides long. Its product is annotated as nuclear cap-binding protein subunit 2-like. NCBI's taxonomy places the organism in Eukaryota, Metazoa, Chordata, Mammalia, Eulipotyphla, Soricidae. Gene Ontology annotation, biological process: mRNA cis splicing, via spliceosome. The transcript has a single exon. The coding region runs from base 27 to 497 and encodes 156 amino acids. The record is from RefSeq and is a predicted model, not a curated record. Gene Ontology annotation, molecular function: RNA cap binding. Gene Ontology annotation, cellular component: nuclear cap binding complex.
GCUGCGUCGCCCCCGGGCUCGGCACGAUGUCUGGGGGUCUCCUGAAGACGCUGAGCAGCGAUUCCUACGUGGAGCUGAGCCAGUACCGGGACCAGCACUUCCAGGGUGACAAUGAAGAACAGGAAAAAGUACUGAAGAAGAGCUGUACAUUGUAUGUUGGAAACCUUUCCUUUUAUACAACUGAAGAACAAAUCAAUGAACUCUUCAGCAAAAGUGGAGACAUAAAGAAAAUCAUUAUGGGCCUGGAUAAAAUGAAGAAAACUGCAUGUGGGUUCUGCUUUGUGGAAUACUACUCAAGAGCAGAUGCAGAAAAUGUCAUGCGGUACAUAAACGGAACUCUACUGGAUGACCGGAUAAUUCGCACAGACUGGGACGCGGGCUUUAAGGAGGGCAGACAGUACAGCCGUGGGCGGUCUGGGGGCCAGGUACGAGAUGAGUACCAGCAGGACUAUGAUGCCAGGAAAGGCGGCUAUGGAAAACUGGCCCAAAACCAGUGAGC